This is a messenger RNA of Cuscuta campestris, 1068 nucleotides long. NCBI's taxonomy places the organism in Eukaryota, Viridiplantae, Streptophyta, Magnoliopsida, Solanales, Convolvulaceae. The record is from the annotation of a GenBank genome assembly.
GUCCGAUAUGUCCGGCUCUUUUUAUUAUUAGCUCUCCUUCACUCACUCUCUCUCGCCGCCGACGCCAUCUUCUUUCCAUCUUCAAAGUAAGCUAAGCUAAGCUAAGGUCUCUGUUCACACCAGAUCGUGAAGAGGAUCAUUCCAGGUACUUUUCUCCCAAAGAACUGCGAGUAAUUAAAAACAUGCUCAAGCCCAUCAUUCCUAGAGAUGUCUCGGCCGUCUCAAGGUCAUUUCUUGCUCGAGCAUUCGAUCAGAAACUCUCGGUCAUGACAACACAGAGGAAGAAGCUGGAAGGGAAGGUGGUGCUGAUCACGGGGGCAGCCAGUGGCAUAGGGAAAGAAACCGCAGCAAAGUUCAUCACCCACGGUGCCAAAGUGGUGAUCGCCGACAUCCAAGAGCAGGCCGGGAGGGACGCCGCCGCCGAGCUCGGCGAAAACCCUGCCUUCGUGGCCUGCGACGUCUCCAAUGAGUCACACGUCUCCGCUGCCGUGGACCUCGCGGUGUCCCUCCACGGCCGCCUCGACAUCAUGUACAACAACGCCGGCAUCCCGUGCCGGACCCCACUCAGCGUGGUUGACCUCGACAUGGCAGACUUUGACCGAGUCAUGUGGGUCAAUGCCCGCGGCGUGGUGGAGGGAAUCAAGCACGCCACCCGUGUCAUGAUCCCCCGCCGCUCCGGGUGCAUACUCUGCACCGGGAGCGUGACGGGGGUGCUAGGGGGUUGGCCCAGCACACCUACAGCAUCUCGAAGUCCGCGGUGGUCGGAAUCGUGAGAUCCGCCACGGCCGAGCUCUGCAUGCACGGGAUUAGGAUCAAUUGUAUUUCCCCUUUUGCCCUUCCGACGGCCUUCUCACUACUACAAAAUUGACAUUAGACGGCGCAUCAUACACAUCAGUUAUAGGGAAAGUGCUGUGUAAAACCCAUCCUAUAUCCUAUAUAUCCUAUCCUAUAUAUAUACUCUCUUUGUCCCCCUAAGAUGUUCUCAUUUUGACUUUUGGUGGUUUUUAAGGAGAGUUGAAAAAAGGUGAAAGUUUACCAUAAUACCCUUAAUGAAAAAUGGGUGGAGUG